UGUGCGCAUAUGUGAACUCGCCAUAAACACGCUAAUCAUGCCCAUCUUCUACUCGCCCGUUCCCGACGACAUUAGUACGGGUCUGGCCUAUGUAGGAACGUCGGUGUUGAGCGACCAUGUCCGCAGCGAGCGCUGUGACCUUUCACCUUCACGGGCAGUGGCCAACGAAGUGUCGUGCAACCUUCCUCUGCAGAUGUUGAUCUACUUCAACCUCUUCUACCUACCCUUGUGGUGUCUUUCCUCUGUCUGCAUGCUGGAAAUCAAGUUCGUGUACCUUCCAGGCUACUACCAGGGUCUCUUGAUCACCGGAAUCGUACUUGUCACCAUUCUGGAGCUUCUCCGACUUUACCUUGGCUACUUUGGAAACCUCGAGGAGAAUCCCAGCAAAGGGGCCAUCGUCACCCCCCCCCCAGAGAUCCAGGGCGGUCCCCCGGGCCACCCGCGCCCCCUUCAACUGGCCUUCAGGGAUGGGAAGAGGGGACGCACCACCAACCCCUAUGUCCACCCCGCCUGCCCAGUGGGCCCACGAGCCACAGCCGCAGCCCCCCAACCGGCACGGCACAUCGCGAGACCUCCAACGGCCCAUCAAGCCCAGGGCAGGGCAGAGCCACCCGCUGAAGCAGGCGACAUUCAGCCGGCACACUGGUGUCCAGCCACCGACCCGUGCCGGAGCACAGGGCGGAUACUCAGGCUGAGAAGAGAGGGGAAGGCAGAAGCAGAGGAAUGCCGAGGAGCCGCCGCGGGGCGACACGAGAUCAGCGCUCCGACCUCCUCCCACUCCUGUGGGCGGCAGCCCAGGGAGAGAGGAGGCUACGCCGCGGGAGCAACGGCAUAUAGAGGCCAGGCUGCCAGGCCCCCGUAGCCAUUACCCAGCACCGUGUUGGGAUUGUGUGGGUAGGGUAGUGUAGUGUUCUACCCAGCCACCCGUCCCACCGCCCCUGGGUGGAGCUCCCCCGUGGAAUAUGAUGUACUGUAUGUAGUGCGUUAAAAGAGGUGCGGGAAUGGCGGGGCCUGCCCUGAGGAGGCAACUGUGAUGUCACCAACAGGUCCCAUCCAUCCCACAACCUUGGUGUGUGAUGCAUUAAAACCAAGGCGGAGCCGGCCCGGGACUUUAUGGCCCCGUUCUGACUCUCCCUGGAAGCAUGAAUGAGUAUGUAGGUGCCAGGGUGAAAGAUAUUUACUUGAAGAGCGCGUGAACUAAAAGGUAGGCUCCUGCAGUUGUGGCCCCUAACCAACACCUGAUCCAGACAACCCCCAGCGCCCCCUUCAUACCCCACCCACCCCGGGCACCCACCCCGCACCCCGGACAGGUGCCACACCGCGCGCCGGAGACCAGGGGACAUCCACUCCACCGGCAGGCCCGACGGGCCCCAGGAGAACCUACUGCCGAAUCCGCCGACAGAAGGGCGGACAGGGCCGGAGACAGGCCAAGGGGACGAUAAAUACCUUAUUCUCCGAUGAGAUCAAUAUGGUGCCACGCGGCUGACAGCUUGUGUUUUCCCUGUGUUUGGUACAUUUUCCACAGCACGAAUACAACAAGGAAGGAACCGUGACACAAUAUAUAUAUAUUUUUUAAAUCUAAAAUGCUCCUAAAUCGGCAAAAUCUUGACUCAAAUGUAUCUUUAAAUGAUUAAACAGUUUUAAAACUUACACAUGUUGAAAGUAGACAGAAGGGAACUAAUGAAAUAACGGGAGCAAUUUUAACAACUUUAACGGUUGAUUCACAACUGUAAAUGACUUCCACACAUAGCAAAGGUUACUAUCUAGUUAUCGCAAUACCCUUGUGUCUAGUUAAGUGGAGGGUAAAGAAUUGGGCUAGGGCCAGUUGUCCCCAAAACCCUUUAAACUUCACAUUAUGCAACCUGUUUUUUUGUUUGUUUGUUUUUGUUUUUGUUGUUGUUUUUUGAGAAAAAAAAACCAUGAAAUUAUCACUAGUUACUUAGCCAAGUAACUAAUUACUCUUACAUUCAGGUAACUGAGUUACUAACGCAAUUACGUUUUAGGAAAAGUAAUUUGUAACUGCAAUUAAUUACUUUUUUAAAGUAAAAUUAACAACACUGUUGUCGACACAGCUCAAUUCGUCCGUGCAUCGGUCACGUGAUUUUCUCAAAGCGGUACGCGCACCGACACAGGGAUUGCUAAAUGAGUUCGGCGUGCGCGCCGGCCCAUUUGUGUUGCUGAACCCAUCACUAGUAAAUAGUAAAACAGUGAUGUAGGAGGGAGAAGCCUUUUUGUUGUACACCCUGUUGUUAGGAGGUAGUUUAGUGAAAUUUCUUUAAUUUGCCCUCUUUCUUUUUGUUGGGGAAGGUAAGGUUUUGUUAGACUGUUUUGUUUG
Corythoichthys intestinalis (scribbled pipefish) is the source of this 2335-nucleotide messenger RNA. Its product is annotated as transmembrane protein 17A. Bases 38 to 862 code for a protein of 274 amino acids. Lineage: Eukaryota; Metazoa; Chordata; Actinopteri; Syngnathiformes; Syngnathidae. The transcript has 4 exons. Gene Ontology annotation, biological process: non-motile cilium assembly. The record is from RefSeq and is a predicted model, not a curated record. Gene Ontology annotation, cellular component: ciliary transition zone.